UGCUGGGAUUUGAACUCCGGAGACUUGUAAUCUAAAGCGAAGUGCUUUUCGAAAAAAAAUUCAAUUUUCCGGACAAUGAGGGUGCUUUGUUUUGUUUUUCCUUUUUGGUAUCUUUGGAAGGCCCCCUCUUAGAAGUUUACUGACCCAGUUUAAAAGAAAAGAAUUGCAAGUUGCUUAAUAGAAAUGACUCAAAUUUAGGUGUGAGCUGUAUCUGUGAUAACUAAAGGAUUCGCGUACAGUGCUUUCUUUUUGGUCAGAAGAGAUGCCCUUGCUUAGCCAGAACCUUCGAAUGAAAUGAAAUGAGUGUCGGGGGUGGUUGAGGAGUAACCAGAGUGAAUCUUGUUUGCUCUUUAGAAACCAUCGAUGUAUCCGUCUCGAGACGUGACUCCUUUCGCUUCAGAGCUAUUCUGUUUUGUUUCUCCUUGCUUUGUUAAAUAUUUCAGCCUCUUUGUUAAAUUGUGCCUCACGUGUGGUAAGCGAGAGCUCUACGCCUCCGUUUUCACCAGCUUUUGAUAAUGUAUUCUGUACACGCUGCUCUAAAGAAAAACACGUGGUUCCAAGAAACCACUGGACUUCUGCCUCCACUUAAUGGGAAGCUCCUGUGGAGGUGGGGUAGUGCUAACCCUGGUGAACUGCUUUUUGGAAUGUCCCAGUGGGAGCUCUGGGGUUGGAAGAUGAAAGAAACAAUUUGAGAAGAACGUGUUCCUCAGAUGUCUGCCAUUAAUAAAGCCCAGCUUCGUGUCUUACACCUGUAAUUCCAGCUCUUCAAAAGGCCGAGGGAGGAGGAUCACAGUUGCAAGGCUAGACCCUGGCUCAAAAACAGAGUUUUGGGAGUAUAGGUGCAAACAGCUGCACAGCAAGUGGCAGAGGAUAAAUUUGUUUUUGACUUGCCUGAUUAUGAAAAUAUCAACCACGUUGUGGUUUUUAUGCUGGGAACAAUCCCAUUUCCUGAGGGCAUGGGAGGAUCUGUCUACUUUUCCUAUCCUGAUUCAAAUGGGGUGCCAGUGUGGCAGCUCCUAGGAUUUGUCACGAAUGGGAAGCCAAGUGCCAUCUUCAAAAUAUCAGGUCUUAAAUCUGGGGAAGGAAGCCAGCACCCAUUUGGAGCUAUGAAUAUUGUGCGAACCCCAUCUGUUGCCCAGAUUGGAAUUUCGGUGGAAUUGUUGGACAGUCUGGCUCAGCAGACUCCUGUAGGCAGUGCUGCUGUGUCCUCGGUUGACUCCUUUACACAGUUCACACAGAAGAUGUUGGACAACUUCUACAAUUUUGCUUCAUCAUUUGCUCUUUCUCAGGCUCAGAUGACACCAAAUCCAUCAGAAAUGUUCAUCCCAGCAAAUGUGGUUCUGAAAUGGUAUGAAAACUUUCAAAGACGACUAGCACAGAACCCUCUCUUUUGGAAAACAUAAUUUGAAUAAAAUAACUUGUCAUGUAAAAGCAUGAAGUCAAAAGGGUCAUGAAACCUACCUUUCAAAAAAAAAAAACCUGCUUAGUGACUAUGAGACUUAUAAAAACCCUUAUAAAAAUUAGAACCAUUGAAUGAGGAAAAUGUUCAAUAUUAAUUACCUUCUCCCUUAUAAGUGUGACAUACUUCUUGGAGGCAAACAUUUUGUAUCAACUGUCAUUCAUUUCUUAAAAUAAACCCUACUCACAGUAGUAGUAGUUGAAAUACCAUU
Messenger RNA from Mus pahari (shrew mouse), 1670 nucleotides. It is a transcript of the gene Hikeshi, whose product is annotated as heat shock protein nuclear import factor hikeshi. Gene Ontology annotation, cellular component: cytosol; nucleus. Bases 927 to 1403 code for a protein of 158 amino acids. The record is from RefSeq and is a predicted model, not a curated record. The transcript has 5 exons. Gene Ontology annotation, biological process: protein import into nucleus. Gene Ontology annotation, molecular function: nuclear import signal receptor activity; Hsp70 protein binding. Lineage: Eukaryota; Metazoa; Chordata; Mammalia; Rodentia; Muridae.